Messenger RNA from Fimicolochytrium jonesii, 767 nucleotides. RefSeq lists its product as uncharacterized. Lineage: Eukaryota; Fungi; Chytridiomycota; Chytridiomycetes; Spizellomycetales; Powellomycetaceae. The transcript has 3 exons. Bases 119 to 583 code for a protein of 154 amino acids. The record is from RefSeq and is a predicted model, not a curated record.
GGAUUACGAACAUGCAGAUCCCGCCCUGGAUGAGUUUUACCAGGAUGAGAUUCACGUAGCUUGCGGAUUCAAGGCGUUCUCACUGCGGCAAAAGUCUGAGAGCAAGCUCAUCAAGAACAUGCGACGCCUGUAUGGAAAGCAUUUUUUGGUCAUCUUGGGUGAUUGGAGCGACGCUGGAAAAACCAUGCGCUUUCAGGAGUCAUCAAAGACCAAAGGAUUCCGCACACUCUUUGCAAGAAACAGCAUUCCAUGCUACUUGCUAGAUGAGUAUCGAACGUCCUCCCUGUGCCCAGACUGCCACGGGCGUGUGAAGAAAAACAUCCGACGCCCGCUGUCACCUCGGCCGUGGCAAGCUCGAAAGGGAAGAAUGGAAUUCGUCCAUGGAUUGGUGGGUUGCCCCAACCCCGAAUGUAUCAACCAAGACUGGACGCCAUUUGAGAUUCCUGGAAGACGACCACUACGACUAUGGAUGAGAGUGCACAAUCGGGACGUCCUAAGCACCAAGAAUUUCCUCUCGAUUGUGCGUUCGGUGGUGUUUGGCAAUGGCCGCAGACCAGACGCAUUCUCCCGUAACCGUAGGUAGUCUAGAUUUCACCCCAUCCCAUUUUCCGUGGUGGUUAUCUGCCAUCCACAUCAUUGUACCUCUGCCUGAGGCGUCGCCGAUGAUGGCAACUUGUACUGUAGGACUGGGGAAUGGGCGCACUUUCCCACGCCUAUAUAAAGAAGCUUGAAGCUGCAAGAGCCCCCAGCUUUAUCCCCCGUGUCCG